AUGACGAGUGUGAUCGAUGCAAUUGACAGCAACGGUGCCUCAGCAACAGAGCCACGGCAACAGAGCUCCACGGCAACAGCGUGCCGUGUCUCCCCAAUGGAGCUGCCAUUGGGCGGACCAGCGCUCAGGCACUACACCCAGAGCAGACCGAGACCUCACCGACAAAAACUGAACUAUCGUCCCAGCAGACCGCAGGAGACAAUAAUUGAGAGUGAAAAUGAAGUCCUUGAGCUCAUGGGGCGAGUGGAUGAAGGAGUUGAAGAGUUCUUUACUAAAAGAGUACUUCCUACUGAUACACUGAAAAAGCAAGAUGAGGAAUCUAUCACGGUGCACGAAGUGGCUCCUGCCAGCUCAGUCCCUUGUCCACCCCCAACAAAAACUCUCAGGAGGAAGCUUGGUGAUUUCUUCACACUCAAAAAGAGACGAGGUUUGAAAUCAGAGACAAGCCACGAGGGGCGUCCCAAAAAGGCCUCCAUCGCUGAUCUCAUUCGCCCGCUCAGGGAGGUCGCCAGAGCUGAGAAAGAAAAAGAUAAGGACAGAGUCAAGGAACACGACAAGGAAAAUGAAAAGGAGAAAGCAAAAGAACCUCCCAGUGCUGUUGCUGGAGAGUCAGCUGGUCAGGAGACACCUGUUUCUGGUGCUCCAGCGCUGAGGGGUGAAGCGGUGCCUCCCCGCCGAGCUCUCAGAGAGGGGAAGUCCCAGUCUCUCAUUUUGCUGUCUGGAUCAGCAGCAGCAGGGACUACUAAUGCCAGAAACACUGCAAAGAAACAAUUUGAAGGCCAACAUAGCUUUGAACAAAAACUCCAUCUCAUGCUUCAACGUAUUGGAGUUUCCAAACAACCGUCAGGAGAGACACAGAAUCAGGAGGGAGAGAUGAAAAAAGCAGAAUCGGAAGGUACUAUCAUUGACAGUAAACCUGAGCCACCUCCUACUUUCUCCAAACCUCGAACGAUGUCAGCUUCAUCAGAUACAAGGCAUCAAAUUCGACCAAGUGUGUCCGCACACGAGUCAGCUGGGAAACCUGCUUUGCUACCAAAGCCAGUUAUCAAACCAGGUCCACCCCCCACAACAUCUGGCCGCAACACACCUGAGAAUGAGCUAGCCCAAAUACAGGAAGGGGAGACAAACACGCCCACUAAACUCAAUCGAACUGCAGCUCCGUCUGCUCCCGCUGCUCCUGCCCUCACUGCUACCAUUUCACCUGACGCCCCCAUUACCACUUCUUCCACUCUGAUCUCCGCUGCCUUUCCUCCCACCAACUCCACCUCCUUGUCCACCACCACCACCACCACCACCACCACUACAAGCCCAACAACCACCGACUGCAUGACCUCUGUCUCUGCUUCCACCAUUACUCAUCCAGCCAUCACUAGCCCCGCUGAUAUCUCUGUUCCCUCUACUUCUUCUAGUGAAACAACCCCUACAGGCACCACUUCCACUGCCACCAGUUUAAAUUGUGCAGAUACCACUUCCACCACCAGUUCAGCAACCACAGCUACAGUUAGCUCCACACUCUCGAUUGAUUCAGACCCACCUUACACUAACAAUGUCAGCACUACCCUCACAACCCCAACUAUCUCUGGCCUCCCUGCUACUGAUAACUCAAAUGCUACUUCUCACCAUUUGACCAGUCCAGCACACUCCAAUGAUAGUCCAGGCCAAGAUAAUAAUUUACAGACACCUCCUGAAGAAAGAUCCAGUACAGAGCCAGCAGAAAAGGGCACAGCUGAUGAGGAGCUUGGUAUGGUCCAAAAGAGCAAGCAAACUGAGAUGGGUGAAAACAAGGUAAUUGUCAAUGGUGGGAAGAAGGGCGAGAAUGAAAAACCAACGCUGGUCACCAGUGAAGAAACAAGAAAAGAAGCUGAAGCUGAAGAAGACACAAUGGCUGAACCUCCAUCAGGGAAAGAGGGUGAGCGGUGCAGCAAUGAGGGUGUGGUAGAGGGUCAAAAACAAGAAGAAACUAAGUCAGUGUGCAAGAAGUAAUUAAAAAAAAUAAAGAAAUUGCUAAAUAUGGGACCAACUACUGUGACAGGGGCAGGAGAGGCCACAGUAAAGGGUAAAGUGGGGGACGAUCCAUGGCACUUCCUACAGGGACCACCACAUUACAGCAGCACACCACAAAGGGUGGGCCACUGGACCAAAGAACUGAGAUCCCCUUGGUGUGAUGUAAUCAACAAAUCCAGCAGUGUCUUUGUCCUUUUUUAACUUAUGUUUGACUUUUUUGCAUUGCACGUAUGAUUAUGUACCAUAAGACAUCUACUGUGGUAAAUUACACCAUGUUUACAAUAGAUGGAUA
Molecule: messenger RNA, 2296 nt
Organism: Seriola dumerili (greater amberjack)
Lineage: Eukaryota; Metazoa; Chordata; Actinopteri; Carangiformes; Carangidae
Product: mucin-5AC-like
Exons: 10
Coding region: 1-1983 (660 amino acids)
Source: RefSeq, a predicted model, not a curated record